AUGCCUUCCGUGCUCCUCUUCGGGCCAACUGGCCUCAUUGGAUCUCGUGUAGCCAUCGAUCUCAAGAAAGCAUAUCCUGAAUGGCCACUGACGGUGUUUUUGCGCAACACGAACGUCGACGAAUGGUUCAAGACCACUGCCAAGGCAGAUCGAAUCGUCCAUGGGACCAUUUCCGACACAGAGCUGGUGCGAUCGUUGAGCAAGGAACAUGACAUAGUCAUCAAUGCCAUUACUUCUUUCGAUGGCGACUUUGUCAAGACGAUUAUCUCAGGCAUGGAAGAAAGGCCCGAGCACGCCAAAGGCACCCUGAUCCAUAUAUCUGGAACCGGCAACUUCAUUGAUUAUGGCAAGAGUGGCAAUUUCAAUCCCGACAGCAAAGUGUGGAAUGAUGACAACGAGGAGGACAUCCGAAAGAUCGUUCCGACCAUGUUCAAUGGACCUACGGACGUACCGGUGCUCGAAGCGGGAGAACGGGGAAAGAUCAUUACCUAUAUCGUCUGUUUUGGCAUAACAUACGGGACGAACAUUGGACCUGCACCAAACCUGGGGGUUGCCUACAACAUCUUUACCAUGAAUGCCAAACAGCAUGGAUUCGUCCCGUAUGUUGGCGAUGGCUCGGCUGUGGCCAGUACGAUUCAUGUGGCCGAUGGCGUCCCAUUCCUCACAAAGAUCGUUGGCAUCGCUGGAACGGAGAAACCCACAGGCAGCGCCUACUCGAGGUAUUACAUCCUUCAUGGCGAGAGAGUGCCCUGGAAGGAGUUGGGCUCUGUACUGGCGAAGGUAUUGCAUGCCAAGGGCGUCGUGGCUUCACCAGAGCCCAAGAGCGUGCCAGCGGCUGAGGCCGGGCAAGGCGAGAUCGGGUCGCUGAUAGCUGCGAACAUGUUGGUGAAGGGAGACCGUGCUGCCCGGUUGGGUUUCAAGGCCACGCAACCGUCGAUCCUGACGCAGAUCGAGGAGGAUCUGGGGGCUCACAACUUCUAG
This is a messenger RNA of Fonsecaea erecta, 981 nucleotides long. RefSeq lists its product as hypothetical. NCBI's taxonomy places the organism in Eukaryota, Fungi, Ascomycota, Eurotiomycetes, Chaetothyriales, Herpotrichiellaceae. The transcript has 4 exons. The coding region runs from base 1 to 981 and encodes 326 amino acids. The record is from RefSeq and is a predicted model, not a curated record.